Molecule: messenger RNA, 589 nt
Organism: Rhagoletis pomonella (apple maggot)
Lineage: Eukaryota; Metazoa; Arthropoda; Insecta; Diptera; Tephritidae
Exons: 3
Coding region: 35-508 (157 amino acids)
Source: RefSeq, a predicted model, not a curated record
UGGUGCUUUUUAACAGUACGUCAAUAAAUCGGAAAUGCUUGCUCAAAACACUUUGUUGCGGGAAUGCAAGGUCGCAAUAAAGAACGUCCAGCGAUCAGUCUGUCUGAUGACUGGAGAAGAAAAAGAUGACGCGCUUGACGAAGUGGCAAGAAUGCUGCCUUUGAAUACCGUCGAAUCUGUGUUCGAGAUUGAGGAAAAACUCAAAGAACCUCAAUUCGCGCAAGCUACGACAACUUAUUGCCAUAAGCUUAAGGGGACUUCGCAGGAUGUGGAUGGCGUCAUCCGAAACAUUCUUACGGACAAUCUCCUUGAGUCAUUUAACUGGGACGGGAGGGGAGACAAACGAGCUCUGGCGAAACUUACUUUAUUUGAAAAAGUAUUGAGGGGCGUUUUUCAAUUGCAUGGUGCCUUCGAGUAUGAAAAAGAUGUGCGAAAGGCUGUGGAGAAGAGUCACCACCGAAUGAAACAAAAAAAAUAUAUGGAAAAGAAAAACAAGACAGGAGGAUAAAUUAAUAGUGAUUUGUAAUACAAUUAUUAUUCAGUGACACAAACAAGUGACCACGUCUUGAUUUUUUCAAAUAUUCGUAUC